AUGACGGCAACAACUCGUAGAUGGGCGUGGGCGGCGGUGUUCCUGGCUCUCGCGGGCGUGGUCAGGGCCGCCCCCUCGGACCCCUUGCAGCAGGAGGACUUCGAGAUCGUCGAGGAGUCGGCUGCAGGAGAGCGAGACGAGAAGUUCUUCGUGGCCAUUCUGAAAAUUUCCCCCGACCAAUGCACGACAAACGACGCCACGCGAACCCUCGGCACCUGCCUCCCCGCCACCGACUGCACCAGCACCUCAGGAGUGUCGUCGGGGAGCUGCGCAAAGGGCUUCGGCGCCUGCUGCAUCGCCCAACGUACCUGCUCCCAAAGCACGAGUUACAACAACACUUACUUCGUGAACCCCGGAUACACCGGUUCAGAUACAGGAACCGGCGCCUGUAUGUUGACAGUCAAUCGCGUAAACAACAACAUCUGUCAAGUGCGCCUCGAUUUCCUGGACUUCGAAUUAGAACAGCCUGACGUCGAUGGCAACUGCAACGUGGAUUUCUUGACCGUGACUGGAGGAACUUCCACCGUGCCCAGGGUCUGCGGCUCCAACACGGGCCAGCAUAUGUACGUCGACGUUGACCCCAACGGCGGUGCCCUUAAGGUCACUGUUGACAGGUCGGCCGCCUCGACUGUCAACCGAUCCUGGAACAUCAAGGUCACGCAGAUCGCUUGCAACUCGCAGUAUAGAGGUGAGGAGGGUAACAUUUAG
Messenger RNA from Penaeus chinensis, 708 nucleotides. RefSeq lists its product as uncharacterized. NCBI's taxonomy places the organism in Eukaryota, Metazoa, Arthropoda, Malacostraca, Decapoda, Penaeidae. The coding region runs from base 1 to 708 and encodes 235 amino acids. The transcript is spliced from 4 exons. The record is from RefSeq and is a predicted model, not a curated record.